CUUGUUGGUUGUGUUGGCCAGGUGCCCUCCCUUCUCAGGCUGGCCUUUCCAGGUCUCAGGCAAACCCUGUCUGCUAACAGCCUGUGCCACAGAGACACCUCGGUUAAGUGACUAAGGCCUGGGAUGUGAAGUCAGAAGAUCUGGUUUCUCUUCCUGCCUCUGCUAGUGAGUUGCUGUUGACCGUGUGCAAGUCACUUAGGCCAGAUGUGGGCAGCUGGAAUUAAUGGGAUCCUUUCCCCGGCUUCUUGUUCCAGGGCCAAUGGUUGCUUCGCCAGAAGCAGUGGCCAACCCUAGGGUCGGAGCGGCCUGUUGAAGUCGGAUCCCUGCUCUGUGACCAUGGACAGGAAAGAACCGGAGUGCUGGCUUCCAGACAUGCAGCCUCGGAGCUGACGGUUCCCCCCCAGCCUCCCGCUGAGCUGCUGUUUACUCAACUGGGGCAUGCUGGACACCCUGGGACCUCCUGCUCUCCCCCCUUCCCCAGCCCCGACCAGGCCGGGAUGGCUAUAAAGGGCUCUUGGGACAGGCGGGAGAGAGACACCUCACUCCUUCUUCGCCUGCUCACCUCAUGGAAGCUUCUGUCCACGCUCCCCUCGGGCUGGCUGGCUGGCUCCAGGGCCCGCUGGGUGCCUGGGGCUGCGGGCGCCCUGUGCAGGGCCGAGAACAAGGCGGAAGAUCCCCACCUCUCUGGAGACCCUGGCUUCCCACUGCAAAGGACCUGUGCAGGCAGAACAGGGACCAGACAGACCUGGCCCGCGGCAGCGAGAUGCUGGUGGAUGGUGGCUCAGGCAAGGCAUCAGCACUGUUCCGGCACCCCGUCAGACUCUUCUGGCCCCGCUCCAAGUCCUUCGAUUACCUGUACAGUGAGGGGGAGAAGCUGCUGGAGAACUUCCCCGUGCAAGCCACCAUCAGCCUCUAUGAGGACUCCGACAGCGAGGAGGAGGAAGAGGAGGAAGGCUGGGGGGAGGAAGGGCAGGUGGAGGAGUCUGUGUUACAGCAGGAGGCAGGCUGCCAUCAGGAGCCAGCUGGGGCCAGCCAGCCAAUAAAGCUGUGUCUGAAGUGACCCCCACAGUGCCCAGCGCACCUGGGCAAGACUCAGCUGUGGGGAUGAACGCCACACCACCUUCCCCGGUGCUGCCGGUAAAGGAGCUUGCCAGAGACUCCACCCCACAGUGCUGGGACCCCAGCCCUUGCCGCCCUACACCAGGGUGUGUGUGUGCGGUGAUGGGGUCCAGAGGGUUGUUUGGAAGCAUUUUCAGGUCUCUCCACUAGGAGGCACAGUUCACACUCCAAGAUGGUCCUGCUGGAGGCGAGAGGCCCCCGCGCCUGUCCCAGGUGAGCAGUCAGAGCUCGGGGCGGCCGAGCUAAGUGUCUGCCAGGGAGAGGACUCUCCCAUUCCAAACCAUGACCUCCCCUGAGCAAUGCCUACCUAGUGCUGGGGAGCGGGGCUGGGCCGAGGGCAGAGGCCAGCUUGCCCUGCUGCACCAGCCCCUUUGGGAGCCGGAUGAGGGGCCUCAAAGAAGCCUGCCCAGACAACA
Mauremys reevesii (Reeves's turtle) is the source of this 1535-nucleotide messenger RNA. RefSeq names its product ripply transcriptional repressor 1 (gene RIPPLY1). The transcript is spliced from 6 exons. Lineage: Eukaryota; Metazoa; Chordata; Testudines; Geoemydidae. Gene Ontology annotation, cellular component: nucleus. Gene Ontology annotation, biological process: negative regulation of transcription by RNA polymerase II; embryonic pattern specification. The record is from RefSeq and is a predicted model, not a curated record. The coding region runs from base 566 to 1060 and encodes 164 amino acids.